This is a messenger RNA of Annulohypoxylon truncatum, 1974 nucleotides long. RefSeq names its product glycosyl transferase family group 2-domain-containing protein. The transcript has 5 exons. NCBI's taxonomy places the organism in Eukaryota, Fungi, Ascomycota, Sordariomycetes, Xylariales, Hypoxylaceae. Bases 1 to 1974 code for a protein of 657 amino acids. The record is from RefSeq and is a predicted model, not a curated record.
AUGUCGCUCUUCAACUGGUGUACGAGGAGAGCUGGAGGGUUGGCCAUGUUAAUGACCUUAGCUCUCAGCUAUUAUGUUGUCUCCAAGGAAGCGGCUGCGACGCGAUAUGACUACAAAUUUACGCAGCAAGAUACCUUGAGCAGGCCGACACACUCUACCAGCUCUACAUCUGAAGAAGAAGGUGGCGGACUAUGGACGGUCCUCUUUGCUUGGUACUCUCUAUUAAUACACAUUCUGGUUUUCGCCUUUCCGAUGCGUUCUUGCUACGCCAUUUUCGACAUUACUCGAAGCUUGACCAAAGCUGCGCGGGGUCGAUCUCUACGUGACUUCAAGCUCUCCCACCGUCGUCGCGGUUCUUCCACCUCUCUGUCUAGCUCUGAGACAUUGACCUCUUCCAAAGAAGAUUCUCUCCCUUCCUCGACUACUAGCAGCGAAAUCGGCGACAUUGAGCCUGAGUUCUAUACUGAUGGUGACGCGGAAUCCGACCGUGUCGUUCACGCAAUUGUCAUUCCCAACUACAAGGAAGAAGUUGAUAGCUUAAGAGAAACACUGGACGUUUUGGCAUCCCACCCUCAGGCUCGCGAUUCCUACGAUAUCUACCUUGCUAUGGAGCAACGCGAACACAAUGUUGAGCUCAAGGCCAUGAACCUCAUUCAAGAAUUUGUCAAGAAAUUCCGUUCAAUUGAUUUUACUCUGCACCCGUCUGAUAUUCCCGGCGAGUCUCCUGGAAAAGGUAGCAAUUUGGCAUGGGCCGCGCGCAAGCUUAGCGAGAGAUAUUCUAUGGGCUCCAGGAAGGAUGUGAUCGUUACUGGAAUUGAUGCUGACAGUCAUUUAUCCGCCAACUACUUCGCUCAUCUAACUAGCAUGCAUCUAACUUACAAGGAGACUGCCAGCACUACUCUGUACGGUGCUCCUAUCAUCUUCGAUCGUAACGCACACGCUGUUCCCGCCAUCGUUCGUGUAGCCGAUAUUCUGUGGGCCGCUGCUGGUCUGUCUGGUCUGUACAGUGGUUCGACUAUUGCUCCUCCUACGUCUGUUUACUCUGUGCCUCUUGAAUUGGUUGACCGAGUCGGUGGCUGGGACUGCGACUCCGAGGCUAUUGGCGAGGAUCUGCACAUGUACCUGAAGUGUUUCUUCGCGUUAAACGGAAACCUAACUGUGAGAACUAUCAUGAGCCCUGUCAGCCAGAGUAACGUCAAGGGUGACGGUGGCGAAGGAAUGAAAGGACUAUACAACGACAUGGGUGCCCGCUACAAGCAAGCUCUGCGACACAUGUGGGGAGGUCUUGACUCGGGUUUCGCUAUCAGGAAGUUCAUGGAGCUUUGGCAAGAGCGCAAGCACACUGCUAGGGCUUUCCGUCCUCUGCACGUCGCCUUGAACAACCCUACCGAUUCGUACCUUACGCAGACUCAAUUGGAUAUGAGCCCGGAACAGACUCUUGAGAGUGGAAUCUUUAGCGACGUUACCUCUGACACCCUGAAAGAGCCUGACUGGCAACGAAUCAUCUUCCUUUUCCACCGACUCUUCGAGGCCCACUUCCUGCCCCUGCAAACGACUAUUCUCAUCAUUGCUUCCACUCUUUACGUCUGGGUUACUGAUGGCGGUUCUGACCCUCACAAUCUCAACUGGAUCUUCAUUGUCUGCAACAUCUUAAGAACCGCUGGUUUUAUGGAGGUCGCUCUGAUGCUGUUCCUAUACGAGCGGUUACAUAAGAUCUGUGCCACUACGCGCGAGAGGGAAAUGACUGAAGCCGGUCUCUCCAAGGGAAUGUGCUUUUCUCACCGAAAUAUCCGAAAGAACUACAUCGACUACGCAAUGGCGCCCCUGGUCGCACCACUAUAUGGUGCUAUUCCCACUGCACAUGCUCAAAUCAUGCACUUCUUCACGCUUGAUCUCGUUUACACAGUCAGCAAGAAGGUCACAAGACAAAGAGCAAAGUCUAUAAUCGCAACUGCCGACUAUUGCAAUGGUUGA